Molecule: messenger RNA, 540 nt
Organism: Thermothelomyces thermophilus ATCC 42464
Lineage: Eukaryota; Fungi; Ascomycota; Sordariomycetes; Sordariales; Chaetomiaceae
Exons: 3
Coding region: 1-540 (179 amino acids)
Source: RefSeq, a predicted model, not a curated record
AUGCCCCUCGAGCGAAGGCAGGAUUAUCAUUCUUCAACGAAACUAAGACCGAACCGCAUCUUUUGCGACAAGGAAGAGGUCUGUCAGCGGAUCGCCUCCCAUUGGAAGGAACACAUCCGAGAAGAAGCGAAACAGCUCAUCGUCGAUUGGCCGUGGGACAGAAAGUACUUCGACGACAACGACGUCGUCGUAAGAGUUAAGAUCAGAAUCCUGGCUGGCGGCUCCGAUCUCGAGGGGAUCGUCCCUGCAACCAUCGCGGCCAUGGCAUGGACGAAGGGCGAGUUCCCUGCGUCUUGGCACCACGCACUCGCUCAGCUCCCGGGGCCGACGGAGCUGCGGCUGCGGACAAAGGAGCAGCGCUUGGCGGCUUCCCUCAAGAGGAAGAUUGAUUUGCUCUCUUUCAAGCUGAGGGAAUCGACCCCUGAGCUGCCCAUGUUUUCAGACCGCCUCCAGCAUCCAUGGAUAGAUUUGGAGCCUAUCGAGCGACAAAAUUCCUCGGAGGACGCCGACGACGAAUGGAGCGAGUGGGAUGACGCCUGA